Molecule: messenger RNA, 1033 nt
Organism: Parasteatoda tepidariorum (common house spider)
Lineage: Eukaryota; Metazoa; Arthropoda; Arachnida; Araneae; Theridiidae
Product: protein phosphatase inhibitor 2
Biological process (GO): regulation of signal transduction
Molecular function (GO): protein phosphatase inhibitor activity
Source: RefSeq, a predicted model, not a curated record
AACAAAACAAAUACACGGCAAAAUGAAGUGAAGCCAAAUUUGUCGUCCAGAAAAAAAUUUGUAUUUGCUAGCAAGAGUGGGAUUGCUGUUGUUUUUUCUCUUUUGCAUAUAUUUUUAGGUGUUCGGUUUAGCGACAGCAAAUAAACCUUGACGUAAAAAGUGUAAUGCAUCGAAUAUCGUGUUAAAUUUACAUAAUCAGUAAUGACAGAAAACUUGCUCAAAAAGCCUGCCAAGGGUAUUCUGAAGUCUUCAACAAGUUUUAAUAAUCCUGAAGCCAAUAAAAAUAAUCCAUUAGAUAUUAAAUGGGAUGAAAUGAAUAUUUUGCAAACUCUUCACCCUCCUGAUAAAGAUUAUGGCCACAUGAAAAUUGAUGAACCAAAGACGCCUUACAGCUAUUAUGAAGAUCAGUCUGGUAAAGAAAUAUCUGGACAUGGUGAUGACACAUUGGAUGCUGAGUUAUUAGCAAAAAAAAUAAAUUUAUGUUCUGAAAAAAAUGAAAAACCUGUUGCUUUGGAAUCACCAUGUGAAGAAGAUAAUGAGGAAGAAGAUGAAACUGAAGAAGAAAGAGCUCAAAGGUCUGCUUUUGAAUACAAAAGAAAAAUGCACUAUAAUGAGUUUUAUGCUGUGAAAUUGGCUCGAAAACUAAUAGAAAAAGAUGGAGAUCCAGAUGAAGCUGAUGAUGAAAACUGAAAAAAAUAAUUGUAUAAGGCAUUUCUGAGAUUUUUAUUUGAUAAAGUUCUCUUUUUUGAAAUACAGUAUUUAUCUUCCCUAAUUAAUGAUAUUUUAUAUGUAAAUUUUCUUUAUCGGACAAACAUAAGCUCAAUAGAGUUUUGUGUUAGAUAUUAAACUAGUUAUUGCAUUUGAUAAAAGCGAGAUACCUAUUUAUAUGUGUGUAUAUAUAUAUAUGGAUUUUACCAAAAGGAUUUUUAGAUUCAGUUUGAUUUGUGUGAUUCGAGGGAAAGAAAUUACUUAUAAAUUGUACAUUAGUUAUUUAAGGGUUUGUGUGGAAAAAUAAAGUUGUGAUAUCUUCUGA